AUGUCGCGACUCGUGCUGGUCCUCGGCGACCUGUUCAUUCCCGAUCGAGCCAUUGACAUUCCCGCAAAGUUCAAGAAGCUGUUAACUCCCGGCAAAAUCUCCCAAAUCCUGUGUCUCGGCAAUCUCACCUCGCCCUCCGUCUACACCUUCUUGCGCAACCUCGCCCCCGAUCUCCAGCUCGUCAAGGGCGACUUUGACAUUCCCCUCACUGCUGCUACCGCCUCCGAUGGCCCGAAUGCUGCUGCCGGUGCCGCCUUUCCCAUCCCUACCGCCCUGAGCAAAGUCGUCACUCACGGCAACCUGAGAAUCGGCUUUACCCAUGGCGACAGCAUCAUCCCUCCCGGCGACCCGGAUGCACUCCUGAUCGCUGCGAGACAAAUGGACGUCGAUGUGCUCUGUUGGGCUGGCACUUGCAAAUUCGAGGCAUAUGAGAUGGAGGGCAAGUUCUUCGUCAACCCCGGCAGCGCGACCGGUGCUGUGUCGUGGUCAGAUGAGACAUUGGGCGGGGAAGAUGAGGACGAAGACGGAAAUGUGCCAUCUUUUGUGUUAAUGGACGUGCAGGGCGAUGUGCUGGUGCUGUACGUCUACCAGCUGAAGAAGGACGCCGAAGGGAAUGCAAAUGUCGGCGUGGAGAAGGUGUCUUUUCGGAAGAAUGCCCACACAUCUUGAUCGAGUUCGACUCAAUUCGCGAUAGUCACGCGAUGGAGAAAAUCCUUCCAUCGAGAAUGGAACACUUGUACGAGACCACUUCAGUGAUGAGAGGUCUAGUGACGCAUAUCUUCACAAGCUUCAGUGAAGCACAUUUACGAGAGCUUCAUCCCACAGCAUGAGGUAGAACCAAGCUCGAACAUGCAGGACAAUUGAUACACACGGCUGCCAAAACAUGCU
This is a messenger RNA of Sphaerulina musiva SO2202, 888 nucleotides long. RefSeq names its product Metallo-dependent phosphatase. Bases 1 to 669 code for a protein of 222 amino acids. The record is from RefSeq and is a predicted model, not a curated record. The transcript has 3 exons. Gene Ontology annotation, cellular component: endosome; retromer complex. Lineage: Eukaryota; Fungi; Ascomycota; Dothideomycetes; Mycosphaerellales; Mycosphaerellaceae. Gene Ontology annotation, biological process: intracellular protein transport; retrograde transport, endosome to Golgi.